AUUAUCGUCACAUUGCACCUUCUCACUCGUUUCCACUGUCACCCAUUCGCUUGCCUUCAUCUGAAUGUUCGCGACUUUCAAUGUUUUUCGUUCUAUCUUUGUACUGUCAUUCGGCUCCCUUGGAUCGCUGAUUCGGCUGAUUCACAUAGCAAUUUGUUUUGAUAACACGCAGUUUGUGACGAUUUUCUGGUUUGAAAAAGUAUGUCUUUUUAGGAUUUUCAGAGACAAUUUCGGCAGCGAGACGAUCAACAAUGGACAGAACGUCGGACUUUCAGCAUUACUAUCUGGAGCUAUCGCCGGAUCCGGUACGAUUCGAUGCCGUAAGCCAGCUGACGAAUGUUUUCUUCGACGAUGCCAAACAGCAGGUAUUCGCCGUUCGUUCCGGUGGUGCGACGGGAAUCGUGGUCAAGAGCGCAUACGAUGCCCAGAACAUCUCCUUCUGCAUGGAAGACCGAGGUACCAUUCGGUCGAUCAAGUUUGCACCGGACAACCAAAUACUGGCCGUUCAACGGAACGAAACCGCGGUCGAGUUCGUCCCAUUCAACACAAGUAACCAGCCUAUCGUGGCCGAAAUGCUGAUCCACCAGGGCAAGAAUACAAUCUACGGAUUUGUGUGGGUUCAUGACCGACAGGUGGCGCUAAUCUCCAAUGCCGGAGUAGAAAUCUUCCAGCUGAACAUGGAGAAACGAACUCUGAAAUCGGUGAAGUCGCUGAACUCAUCGGUCAGCUGGUUCAGCUUCUGUCCAACAUCGAACUUCGCUUUACUAUCCUCAAAUAAUGGGUCGAUCUUGACGCCGGUGCUGUUGAAACCAUCUACCAUCACAAAACUCCCCCGUCUGGAACUGGGUGCUGGUCAGAGCUGUACCGGACGGGACGUAACCUUGGCUCAGCUGUACGGAACCAACGCCAUCAUGAUCCUGAAGCAGCUACAGAACCGUCAGUUCGAAGUGGUUAUCUACCUGUUGAACGGGCCCGGUUUGGCCCCACGCAAAUCGCACAUUCUUCGGCUGGGGCAGAGUGGACGCUUCGCUAUGAACAUCGUCGACGAUGUGGUGGUGGUGCAUCACCAGGCAACGGCUACCUCGAUGCUGUUCGACAUAGCCCUCGGGGGAGGCGAGAUAGAUGCCAAUUCCGGAGCGGUUAUCCACCAGCCGAUAAUACCCGCAAAAGCAAUCAAACCUUUUGCACUAGAAGUGCCGAGCAUUUCGCUUGAUGGGAAGACAGUCAAUUGCGAUCUUUAUUCACAACAUUGGGUUCUGUUCCAGCCGAACAUUGUCAUCGAUGCCAAACUGGGUUGUCUUUGGUCUGUACUGUUGAAGCUGAACUCGCUAUGCACCCUCAUCACCGAUCGGAUCCGGUUGGUGGAGUUUCUGCUGCAACGAACCGAUGGCAAGUCUGCUCUGCUGAACGUACUCAAAGAGAUGAUGAGUACCAACUAUAGCGGGACCAUGCUGCCCAUUAUCGAAAGUGUUUUCAACAAGUUGAACUCGUUGUACAAAAGUGUGCUGGACAAUGAGCUGCAAAGUCAGAUGGCCCUGAUGGCUCUCUCCAGCAAGACUGCGUCCCAAAAGCAUAUGGUCACUCCACGGGUUCUAAUCGACCAAGCCGACAUGUAUACGGCCGUGUUCUCCUGUAUCACCGAAGCCGAACAACUUGGUAAGAUCUUACUGCUCUACUUGCAUUCCCUAUCCCGUCACGGUAUUGCUCCGAGCCAUGAACUGAGCAAGCAGAUCGUAAUCGACCUGGUGAACCACAAGCAGUUCGACACACUCCAGAACCUGCUCAAGUACUCUGCGCUGAACGAAUCGAAACCGUUGGCAUGCUUCCUGCUGUCGCUGUCCAACUCGCAUCCCUCGAUUUCGCAAAUGGCACUGGACAUGCUGGCUCGUCUCAAUGCCAACGAAAUCAUUCUGGAGGUUCUGCUGGAGAAGGGACAGGUCGUGGAGGCGCUUCGGAUUGCCAAGCAAAUGCCAGGAGCGGAUUCCCUGCCGGCCAGAAAGUAUCUCGAGGCGGCGUUCAAAACCAAAGACGCGCUCGUGUUCCACUCGGUGUACAACUUCUUCCAGGCUAAGAACAUAAGGGUGCGAGGUUCGCCGGAUUUCCUGAAACAUGAACAAUGUGGGGAAUAUGUGCAACACUAUCAGACGUUGAUCAGCACGCAAUGUUUGUAAUUGUCGAAUAACUUAAAAGAGGUAUGAUCUAUUCUAAUUUUUAUUCUAAUGUGAUUUGUUUAAACCGAUUAUAUUGCAUAUACAAUUUAGCUAUUUAUUGUGA
Aedes albopictus (Asian tiger mosquito) is the source of this 2274-nucleotide messenger RNA. It is a transcript of the gene Bulli, whose product is annotated as regulator of MON1-CCZ1 complex. Gene Ontology annotation, biological process: regulation of autophagy. Gene Ontology annotation, cellular component: Mon1-Ccz1 complex; late endosome membrane; lysosomal membrane. Lineage: Eukaryota; Metazoa; Arthropoda; Insecta; Diptera; Culicidae. The transcript is spliced from 4 exons. The coding region runs from base 252 to 2171 and encodes 639 amino acids. The record is from RefSeq and is a predicted model, not a curated record.